AUGACGAGCACGAGAACCAAGAUUGGCCAUGGCCUAGCCAAGGUCUUGGGCAUAAAGCUUGAACGGCCUGAGAACGAAGAGAUGCUGCGCGGCGAAUCUGUCUUCUCAGUCCAGUCAUCAGACACCUUCGUGGAAGAGGAGCCAACAACCGCAGAAUGGUUUUUGGAGCUCCUCCCCACAGGCGAUGAGGCCCUCGAAUACCUUCGUUCCCUAUUCCCAUUCCUCAACUGGAUCGGUCAUUACAACAUGCAGUGGUUCCUUGGUGACCUCGUUGCCGGCGUUACAGUCGGCGCUGUUGUGGUUCCCCAGGGUAUGGCUUACGCUUUGCUCGCGAAGCUUGAUCCCGAGUUCGGUCUCUACUCAUCCUUUAUGGGUGUCAUUAUCUACUGGUUUUUCGCUACUUCUAAGGAUAUUACUAUUGGCCCUGUGGCUGUCAUGUCAACUGUCGUCGGCAACCUUAUCACCGACGUCCAAGCAGAAUUUCCCCAAUACCAAGGCCAUCAAAUUGCGUCAGCACUGGCCAUCAUUGCUGGCGCUAUCAUUUUGUUCAUCGGCUUGAUUCGUAUGGGAUGGAUUGUCAACCUAAUCUCGCUGACCUCUUUGUCUGCCUUCAUGACUGGCUCUGCCAUCAGUAUCGCUGUCGGUCAACUCACGACGUUGAUGGGCAUCAAGGGUGUAAACACGCGCGAGGCUACCUAUAUGGUAUUCAUUAAUACCCUCAAGAACCUUCCCAAGACGAAGAUGGAUGCGGCUAUGGGUUUGACUGCACUGGCAUGGCUCUACCUGCUUCGAUACGUCUUCACUACCGCCGCGAAACGAUACCCUCAAAAGUCGAAGCUGUUCUUCUUCCUCUCAACCUUGCGCACGGUGUUCGUUAUCUUGCUCUACACCAUGAUCAGUUGGCUGGUCAACAUGCAUAGGCGAGACAACCCAAUGUUCAAGAUUCUGGGAGAAGUGCCUAGAGGUUUCCAAGAUGUCGGCACCCCGAAAAUCGACACCCAUCUCAUCAGUGCCUUUCUGCCAUUCCUCCCGGCCAGUGUUAUCGUUCUGGUUAUCGAGCACGUAGCCAUUUCUAAGUCUUUCGGUCGCGUCAACAACUACACCAUUAACCCUUCUCAGGAGUUUGUGGCUAUUGGUGUUACUAACGUCAUCGCUCCUUUCCUCGGCGGUUAUCCUUCCACCGGAUCCUUCAGUCGUACGGCCAUCAAGUCCAAGGCUGGUGUCAGAACACCUUUCGCCGGUGUCAUUACUGGUCUUAUCGUCUUACUUGCCAUCUACGCCUUGACGGCCGUGUUCUUUUACAUUUCCAGUGCCUCUCUCGCAGCAGUCAUCAUCCACGCCGUCGGAGACUUGAUUACGCCUCCCAACACCGUUUACCAGUUCUGGCGUGUAUCCCCGCUUGAGGUUGUCAUCUUCUUCGUUGGUGUCUUUGUUACCAUCUUCUCUUCCAUCGAGAACGGUAUCUACGCGACCGUCUGCAUUUCCGCUGUCCUUCUUCUGUGGCGCAUCCUUAGGGGUCAGGGCCGUUUCCUCGGCAAGGUCAAGAUCCACUCCGUCAUCGGCGACCACGUUAUCGGCGACGACCAUAGACAAGUCGUUGGCGAGUACGGAACCUUCGACGCCGGCGACAACGCCGCUCGCAAUGUCUUCCUCCCGAUUGAUCACGGCGAUGGCACCAACCCUGAGGUCUCGCUUGACAGCCCCUAUCCCGGUAUUUUCAUUUACCGCUUUUCUGAGGGCUUCAACUAUCCCAAUGCUAGCCAUUCUCUGGAGUAUCUUACCGACUAUAUCUUCAAGCAUACUCGCCGUACGAAUUUAGAUGCUUAUGGCAGCAUUGGCGAUCGCCCGUGGAACGACCCGGGCCCGUCUCGCAAAGCCAAGAAGGCUCAGGCCCAGCUUGCCGAGGCUGAGAGCAAGCCCACCCUCAAAGCCAUCAUUCUCGACUUCAGCUGUGUCAACAACGUCGAUCUUACCUCCAUUCAGCAGCUCAUUGAUGUUCGCAACCAGCUCGAUCGUUACGCUGCCCCUGACAAGGUCAACUGGCACAUUGCCUGUAUUAACAACCGCUGGACUAAGCGUGCGCUCGUCGCUGCCGGUUUUGGAUAUCCUGCCGACCGUGGCGAUGGCCUACAGCACAGAUGGAAGUCCAUCUUCAGUGUGGCAGAGAUUGGUGGCGCUGAAUCUGCCGCUUCUGUUGCGGAGAAGUUGGCCAACGAGAAGGAGAUCUCGUCGCAUGGCAAGUCCUCAAGACAAGCAGAUGAAGAAUUGGGCAAGAGUGGUGGAGCAUACGACGAGAUAGAUCCUGUCGCCUCGUCGGGAAUGCACCAUGAGCAGCGUAGGGAGCGAACUGCCAAGCGGAGGGGUGUUGUUGUUCAUGGCCUUAACAGGCCGCUGUUCCACGUCGAUCUGACGAGCGCGCUGCAAAGCGCUAUCGCAAACAGUGAGGGAAGAGGAGAUGAAGCUCACGGAUCAAAGAACGUGGAUACAUCUAGUGAUUAA
Messenger RNA from Colletotrichum truncatum, 2499 nucleotides. RefSeq names its product sulfate permease. Lineage: Eukaryota; Fungi; Ascomycota; Sordariomycetes; Glomerellales; Glomerellaceae. Gene Ontology annotation, molecular function: secondary active sulfate transmembrane transporter activity. Gene Ontology annotation, biological process: transmembrane transport. Gene Ontology annotation, cellular component: plasma membrane. The record is from RefSeq and is a predicted model, not a curated record.